Messenger RNA from Leptosia nina, 351 nucleotides. NCBI's taxonomy places the organism in Eukaryota, Metazoa, Arthropoda, Insecta, Lepidoptera, Pieridae. The record is from the annotation of a GenBank genome assembly.
AUGAGCUGGCAAGAUUAUGUUGACAAACAGUUAAUUGCAUCCAGAUGUGUUUCAAAGGCAGCAAUUGCCGGUCACGAUGGAAAUGUCUGGGCCAAGUCCGAAGGAUUUGAUAUAUCAAAAGAUGAAGUUGCAAAAAUCGCCGCUGGUUAUGAAAACGAAUCACUCCUCACAAGUGGUGGUGUAACGAUAGCAGGCACCCGGUACAUCUACCUCAGUGGCACAGACCGCAUCAUACGCGCAAAGCUUGGCAAAGUUGGUGUGCACUGCAUGAAGACACAGCAAGCAAUUGUUAUAUCUCUGAGAUUAUUUACUUACCUGUGGAUAUUAAAGAUCGAACGCGCCGUGGACUAA